Messenger RNA from Nezara viridula (southern green stink bug), 498 nucleotides. Lineage: Eukaryota; Metazoa; Arthropoda; Insecta; Hemiptera; Pentatomidae. The record is from the annotation of a GenBank genome assembly.
AUGAAUGGAGAACGGAAUAGAGUUUCAGAGGGGGGCAGCUCGAGUUACGGACUACUCAAACGCUGCAGUUCUAUAUGGAUAAGAAAUAGACUAGAAGUCAGAAUGACAAGAUCAUAGCCCAACACCUCCACAGUUCGUGAUGUGGUACCACAACGACAAGAUGAUCAACUACGAAGAAGGAGAGUCCCAGCUGGUUCAAGUCGUGACGGAGCCCGGGGGAGAGAAGACGCACUCUCAACUGCUGAUACCGCGGGCGAACCCGAGGCACUCUGGGAACUACAGCUGUAUGGCAAGCAACAGCGAGCCCGACUCGGUACACGUCUUCGUAUCCACUGGGAACGACCGCGCAUGCAAAAACACCCCCUGCCCUCCACUCCCUGCGCACCAGCAAAAACACUAGAGGAUGGGACAGAAAAUCAAAGUAAGUGUCCACAAUUUUCAAACAUUUUGGUUGAAACAACCAACGGAAAACGGACCAGAUGUGAGCACACGGAUUAA